AUAAUCAGCCUGGCUGUACCUGUGGACAAAACUCUUUUCUGGCAGGAGCACCGCCUGACAUCCAACAGGUAUUACAUGUAUGAAGUGGAUGAAUCAUGGAGGGAGCCAGCGUCUCUGUGUUUGUCACCGUGCAGAAAAUCUACUACCCGUUGCUUUGCAUCGUGGGUAUUCCAGCAAACCUCUUCACAUUCUAUAUGAUCUGUUUUCGUAAAUGUGGGAUGUCCAACACGGCUAUCGUUUACCUGAGCUGUCUGGCCAUUGUGGACACCUUCUACCUGGUGUGGGUUAUACUUCUGGACCUGACUCUGACCUUUUGGACUGUGCAGCCCUUCUGGCACUCUGACCCAUGGUGUGGUAUCCUUGGAUUCCUACAGUAUGGCUCCCUCUACAGCUCCUCCUGGAUCGUGGUGGUGUUCACCAUUGAACGCUACCUUGUCCUCAGAAGCACUGUUUCCAAACAGAAUUUUUCUCAAACAUGGGACACUAAAAUGUUCUGCACAGCUAUAGUGCUGCUGUCCCACCUGGUGUCGGUACCAAUGGGUUGGAUCAACAUUGUCACACCUGUAAAUCUAACCGUGGACGGAGAGAACAUGACACUCCCCCGCUGUCGAUAUCGCAAUCACACCUAUUCUACAGUUAUAGUCUGGAUAGCUACCUUCCUCUCUGGAGGAAUCCCCAUUGUGCUGGUCAUCAUCUUCAACUACCUCAUUGGGUACCAUCUGUGCCGGGCCAGCAACCUCUUCACUAAGGAGGAACGACGCAUCAUGUAUGGAAGGAACACCAGAGGUACACUAAAAAGAACCAUUCUCAUCCUGGGGACUGUCUCUGUGGCCUUUGUCAUGCUUAGUCUUCCUCGCUUUGUCACAUACUGCAUCCUGAGGACGAGGUACAAUGAUGAAAGCUUCAACAGGAACGACUACAGCAUUCCAAUCAACGUAGCCGGAGACGUGGCUAACAUGCUCCAGAACCUCAACUCUACCACCAACUUCCUGCUCUACUGCAUGGUCAGCCACCGCUUCAGACAGGAGCUGGUACAAGCUAUGACCUGCAAGGCAAAGGCCCGUGAGCUGAGUACUCUCCUGAACAACACUACAAUGAAGGUUUUCUCUGUUGUAAAUCAUAAGGGGUCACUAUCCAGCAGCCCUGUGACUGUGGUGUUGACCAGUCUGAAACAGACAGGAUAGAAUAAAACUUAAUUCCAUUGACUUUUGGCCUUCAUAGACUCAAUCUCUAUGAUUCUACCAUUAGGAUGCCAACAUGGAUUUUUAUCCAGUCCUCCAAUCUUGUCCUAUGAUGCAAUAAUUUAAAGUAAAAUUUCAAACUGUGGCUUAAUGCCUUAUUCAUUUUAUUUACAAUUCUCAGACCAUUUCGGAGGCCCCA
Messenger RNA from Gambusia affinis (western mosquitofish), 1380 nucleotides. RefSeq names its product probable G-protein coupled receptor 139. The coding region runs from base 96 to 1184 and encodes 362 amino acids. The transcript has 3 exons. The record is from RefSeq and is a predicted model, not a curated record. Gene Ontology annotation, biological process: G protein-coupled receptor signaling pathway. Lineage: Eukaryota; Metazoa; Chordata; Actinopteri; Cyprinodontiformes; Poeciliidae. Gene Ontology annotation, cellular component: membrane. Gene Ontology annotation, molecular function: G protein-coupled receptor activity.